AUGCUCUUCCCACACAAGAGAUUGUUAAAGCGAACAAAAUUCACAUCGAUUUCUCAUCGCCUCUGCUACCUUCAGAUCCGCAACUACAAUGGUAACAUGGCGCGGCACGAGACGCACCUAUACGAGUUCAACUUGCAGAUCAGGAUUGCUCAAGGCGGACUCAAAUACCUGCGUCCGGAUCAUCAGUGGAUUCCGCAGCAAACGGUCGUGAUCAGAGAAGCUUACAAUCCGCAAACUCACGUUCGACUGAGUGGCUCGUGGAUGCGAAACGUUGUUUAUACGGCGACAGCGCCGGAUAACCUGGGAUUUUUGUACCUGGCAGAGCCUAUUACGGCUCUGAGAGGCAUGUUGCCCACGGUAAAUGUGCGAGAUGCCCGGAUUCUUGCACCUUUUAUACCGCAAGGGGGACCGAAUGCGACUUUCCCCCGGCCGCUUUGA
This is a messenger RNA of Penicillium diatomitis, 438 nucleotides long. RefSeq lists its product as uncharacterized. Lineage: Eukaryota; Fungi; Ascomycota; Eurotiomycetes; Eurotiales; Aspergillaceae. The coding region runs from base 1 to 438 and encodes 145 amino acids. The transcript has a single exon. The record is from RefSeq and is a predicted model, not a curated record.